UUGACUUCUUCAGUAAUCUUUAGUCGACAGAACCAACCGGCUGUGAAAGAGUUCUUGUGUCGUCCUUUAAAAAAAAAAACGCGAAGCAAAGUAGCAAAAAAACCCAAAUUACAAUAUUGUCUUUUGUGUACAUACAACUUAGACUUCUGUGUGUACAUAAAUAUUGGUCACCAUUCGUGUACACAAAGGAGAUGUCCUUACAGAAAAUGUUGAAAGUAGUCAAAUUUUACCCAAGUGUUACGUAAAAAAAAGUAUUAAUCUUCUGUGUGUCCUUUUUCUCUGGUUCGUUUUUCUUACGCUAUGAGUGUUACAUGAUUUUCUUCACGAAUCCUUGAUCUUGAAAAUAUAACUUCUACCAAGAGUGUCCUUUAAGGAGAAGCAACCAAAAAAAAAGGUGUUUAAUUUUUUUUGUCUUCUCUCUUCUGGAAGUGUCGUAAGACGACAGGAAUAUAGUAUUAUGUAAAAAAAAAAAUAAAGGAAGAAAAAAAUCAAAGUUAGUGAAAUUAUGUAAAAGAGUGUUGUAUGUAGUUUUCUUUUGAUGUGAGAGAUAUACGAAGUUCGAGAAAAUAGAUAAAAAUAUCCAUCACUUUGUGUGUCCUUUCUAUACUCUUUUGUGGAAUAAAAUUCUAUGUUCGCUGCGCAUCAUAAGGAUACACUACAUCACCUGAAGCAGGGGAAUCAAAAACAAAUUACGCAAAAGAUAAUUGAAUCAAUAUUAAAAACAAAAAUAUGUUUCAAACAAUUCUAACGCAUCUUCUUCAUAAAAAACAAAAUUUGAAAUUGAGAUAAACUAAAAAUUUUAUUUUUCUUUAAAAAAAUGUAAAAAUUUCAUCAUUUUAAGAAAACAAAAAACAAAAAAAAAAAAAAAAACAUUUGACCUUCGAACAAUGUCAGCAACGGGCUACUUUUGUUUGCUGAAUAUUCGAACUUAUUUGAUAUAUCUGUGUUGUUAUUUGUUAAUUAUGGUUGCAGCUGGUAGCCGAGUUGUUAAUGGCUUAAAAUGUUAUUGCAAUCCAAAGGAAUGUGACGUUAUAAGAUCAUUGGACUGCCCUGGUAAGGGUAUGGUUUUAUGGGAUCCAUGCAAAUGUUGCAGAAUGUGUGCGAAAACCUUGGGAGAAACAUGCGGUGGACCAGGAGGAUUUUCAGGGACCUGCGAACCACCAUUGCAAUGUGUAACAAAACUUCCCAUCGCGAGUGGUGUGGGUGUUUGUAUGGCACUUCCAUUUACAACCUCAACAUAUCUUAAUUGUACAAAUGAUCAGACAAUACUAUUAGAACCUGGAUGUGAAAUAACAAAUAAACGUUGCCAAUGCUGGCCACAAUUGCAGAUAUGCAGAGACGAUACACAACCAUCAGAUACACGGUGGCAUUUUAGGACAUUAGAAGAUUGUCAACUUAAUCUACAAAACCUAAUAGAAAUCGAAAUGGAUUUCGAUGAGGAUUAUACAGUCUCACCGCAAACUUUUACAUAUAAAAAAUUAAGAAGGAAGCGCAGAUCGAUGAGGGAAACGAGGUCCUUAGGAGUCCACUAAAAAAUUAAAAGACACAAAAGCUAAGAUCAAAUACGAUGUUCAUUCAGCAGCAGGGAAAUAACUACAUCAAAAUAUCCCUCCUUCCUUAUAUACAAAUAAAUAUCGAAAUAUAAGAAGAUAUACUAACAGCAACAACAAAAAGGACACAAAAAGGAUAAAAAACAAUUUUUUUUCGUUUAAAGAUGAAUUAACAUCUCUAAAAAAUAAAAUAAAAUAAUUAUUAUUUUUUAUUUUUUCAACAAAAUAAAAAAGUUUCAUUUCGAAAACUAAAACAAAAACAAAUCUGUAAACAUUUAGCAUUAAAAAUUAUAAAUAAAUGCAUACCCCAUAUAAAUGUUUUAAUUUAAUUUUUUCGGCUUUGUAUAAAAAAAAAAGUGUACUAAA
Episyrphus balteatus (marmalade hoverfly) is the source of this 1916-nucleotide messenger RNA. RefSeq names its product cysteine-rich motor neuron 1 protein. The transcript is spliced from 6 exons. Bases 888 to 1532 code for a protein of 214 amino acids. Lineage: Eukaryota; Metazoa; Arthropoda; Insecta; Diptera; Syrphidae. Gene Ontology annotation, cellular component: extracellular region. The record is from RefSeq and is a predicted model, not a curated record. Gene Ontology annotation, molecular function: insulin-like growth factor binding. Gene Ontology annotation, biological process: regulation of signal transduction; regulation of cell growth.